Aphis gossypii (cotton aphid) is the source of this 459-nucleotide messenger RNA. RefSeq lists its product as uncharacterized. Lineage: Eukaryota; Metazoa; Arthropoda; Insecta; Hemiptera; Aphididae. The transcript has 3 exons. The record is from RefSeq and is a predicted model, not a curated record. Bases 1 to 459 code for a protein of 152 amino acids.
AUGUCUACCUCUACCGAUGAACUAGAGCUUGCAAUUGUGCGAGUUAUUGAGGAACUCAUAAAAUUAAAGAGGGAAAAUAGAAAAGUAGCCAAAAAGAAAUUGUGGGUGAAAACUUGGAUCCUAAGAAGGAAUCAAUUAGGAGCAUCUAACACAUUAUUGAGAGAAUUGGCACUUGAAGACCAACAAAGUUACUUUAACUUUUUGAGAAUUAAUGAAUCCAUGUUCAAUAUUUUAUUACAAAAGAUUGAACCCAAAAUACAAAAAAAAGACACAAUGAUGAGAACCGCACUACCUGCUAAAUUAAAACUGGAAUUGGCAUUGAGGUAUUUAGCAACAGGGGAUUCAUAUAAAACAUUACAGUAUAUGUACAGAGUGGGAAAGUCAUCUAUUUGUGAGUUCAUACCAGAAGUUUUUGAAGCAAUUUAUGAAGCAUUAAAAGUAUAUAUUGAGACUAAAUAA